AUGCAUAUACCAUCACUUUCUUGUACAAGUUUUAUUUUGUAUCAUUUUAAAUGGAAUCAAAUAGUUAGUCAAAUAUUCGGUGUUCUUCUCGUUGUUAAUGGUUUAAUUAUUUUUGCUGAAUUACCAUUUACACUUCAAUAUCUAUAUCAUGGUCAAUUGUAUAAUGAAAGAUUAUGUCCUGCUUGGGUAUUAGUUAAUUAUACAUUAUUUAUAUUAAGUAUUAUUCUCACAGCAUGGACAUCAAUUGAACGUUAUCUAUUUAUCUAUCAUGAUCUAUUUAUAGCUCGACAGCGAAUUUUGUUACAUUAUAUUCCUAUAAUAUUGUUUUGUAUAUAUACACCUUCAUUUUACGUAGGUCUAGUAAUCUUUUAUCCGUGUGAACAAGCAUAUAGUCUAUAUAAUUAUAUUUGUAGUGGUCCAUGUUAUCUAUUUGAAAGUGUACCAUGCUUGAUUGAUUGGUGUACUAAUGUAGUUAUUGUUGCAACAAGUCUUGCAUAUCAUAAGGUAUUUAUUGUCUCAUCCAUAACAAUUGAUGAUGGACUAAUUGUUGCUAACAUAUAUGUUUUAGCAUCAUCACCAAGACUAUUUUUUAAUAAAUAUGUUAAACUUGAAUUACGAUGUGGUAAAUGGUAUUGUUGA
Adineta steineri is the source of this 639-nucleotide messenger RNA. NCBI's taxonomy places the organism in Eukaryota, Metazoa, Rotifera, Eurotatoria, Adinetida, Adinetidae. The record is from the annotation of a GenBank genome assembly.